CUUCUAGUGAGCUUCAGUUCAAGCUCAUAACAUUUCCCCACUUACCCUCAUAAACAACCACCACCAACACCACCAAAAAUGGCCACUCCCACCACCGAACCACCGCCACAACCGCCACAACCAUCGUACCUACCACUCAACUCCAUUCCAUUCAUAGAUAUGACAACUCUAACCCAAUCAGAACUCCACUCUCUCUCCCUCAUUUCCUCUUCUUCCUCCUUAAACCCUAAUCAAACUGUUACUAACCCCCCAAUCACCGUCGACCGUACAAGCUUCAACGAAAGCGCCGGUUCCCGCCGCCAAACCUACUCCCGCCCAUCCUCCCAUCAACACCACCGCCAUCGCCUCGCUGGCCUUCUCCCCAAAACCCCAAACCCUAACCCAACCGAAAACCCUACUUCAAACGACACCGACCGCGUUGAAAAUCACGCCAUUAUCAAAUUCCUCAAACAGUUACUCUCCACACACUCUGAAUUUAGUCAAUUAGAUUUGGUUGACUUCGAUAGCUUUACUCAUUUAAACGACGCCAUUAAUUUCAACCGUAACCCUAAUGACAGUACAAAUGUUAAUUCUAAUAUUAAUUCUAAUUUUAAUUCGGAAAUUAGGACGCGGAAAAGAGGGAGAAAACCGAAGAUUAAAGUGAUAAGUAUUGAGGAGCAGGAGAGGGAGAUUGUGAACAAAAAUGGGGUUGUUAUUGAUUUGGUUAAAUUAGCGGGUUUCGCGGAGGAUCCUUAUAAAGAGGAGUUGAAGAGGAGGACUGAAGGGAUGGGUAGUGAAGAGGAAUUGUUAGAGUUUUUUCGGAAUUUAAAUGGGCAAUGGUGUAGUAGGAGAAGGAAGAGGAGAAUUGUUGAUGCUAAUGAUUUUGGUGAUUUUUUGCCAGUUGGUUGGAAGUUAUUGUUUGGACUUAAGAGAAAAGAAGGGAAAACUUGGGCUUAUUGCCGCAGAUAUUUAAGCCCUAGCGGGGAGCAAUUUUUGUCCUGUAAGGAAGUUUCUGCAUACCUGCAGUCAUUCUUUACACCUUUCAAUGCACAACAGGUGACGGGUCGCGCAAGUGACAAUAUUCCACAAGUACAUAGAGUAGCUUCUGAGAAUCAAGCGGGAUAUUACGGGAAAGAGGAAGAUCAGAGGCAUUCUGGUGAGAAUGAGAAGGCAGUUGCCCUGCUUGGAGUUGAGAAUUUGGAGUUGGCAGAGGUUCAAAUACAAGAUCUUUUCGAAUGCCACAAAUGCAACAUGACGUUUGAUGAAAAGGACACAUAUUUGCAGCACCUUUUGUCAUUUCACCAGAGGACUACUAGGAGAUUUAGACUGGGUUCUUCUGUUGGUGACGGUGUAAUAGUUAAAGAUGGAAAAUAUGAAUGCCAGUUUUGCCAUAAGGUAUUUCAUGAAAGACGUCGAUAUAAUGGUCAUGUAGGGAUACAUGUGAGGAAUUAUGUAAGGGGAAUUGAAGAAUCACCAAGUAGCAGGAUGGCUUUGCAGAAGAACAGUGAAUCUCCAACUGAAGAUGAAUUGCCUACUAGAAUUUCUAAAAUGGAUGCCUUGAUUGAAAUAGCUCAAAAUUCGAUUCGAGAAACAUCUUCUGAUCCUAAUGGUGAACCCAGUAGUGUAUUUACUUAUGAUAAGCAGACUGUGGAUCCUGAUCAAGAACCUCUGGCUUCAGUUUCUGAUCAUGAGCUGAAAUCUGAUUCUACUCUCAGCGAACCAGGCAUAGAAUAUGCAAUGAUUGAUGAAACUCAGGAAUUGGAGCUAUUUCAGCAAAAACCAGAUGAUAUUGUUAGUGAUGAAAAGACAGAGAAGCUCAAUGAUGCUGGAAAUAUUAUGAAUAUUAUGGUUGAUUCAUCUGCUAAAAAGAAACUCGGUGCUCCAUCGGACGCUUUUGGUGGAACAGAUUGUCCAUUAGUUUGCACAGAUGACAUCGGCCAGUCUGUCAUUGAGCAGGAAACAGGUUUUGCAUUCCACGGGUUUGAUCCAUUGAGCUAUCCAAAAGUUUGUACCACAGGUAGUAACAUGCUUUUGAUUGGCGAAGACGAAGAUUAUCAAGACAAGUGCAAGACUGAUGAAGUUGGUAAAACAAGGAGUAUUGAGAUAGAAUUCGGUUUUGGAAGCAACGACGACAUACAAGAUAUCGUCAUUGUGCAAAACACUGACCAUCAGUCUAUGAACGGAGAUGAACUUCAGCAUGACAUUACAGAAUCACCUGCAUCUCUAUUGCAAAUAUCUCAUGGUCUUUCAGCACGCAAUGUAGAAAAUGAUUUUAGUACAACGGACCAGAGGCAUGAUAGAAUAUCAGGAUUUGAGGAGUUGAGGUUGGAGGACAUUGAACAACUAAAAUUUAGUUUUGGGACUGGGCAAGAACCUAACUCUGAGGCAGAGGUGCCAUUAAAUUUGGAAAACAAUACAGAAAUGGCCGAGGCAUAUGGUGCCCUGGUUCAGUUUGAAUCGGAGGUUAUUGGAGAUACAGCUGAUGGACAGCAGCUUACUGUCUGUGUAUGGUGCGGAGUAGAGUUCAUCCACGAGGCUGUUGAUACUGAAAUACAGUCAAAUUCAGUUGGUUAUAUGUGUUCAACCUGCAAGGCAAGAAUUUCUGGGCAACUAAACGCAUUUGGUGGUAAUUGCUCAUGAAGCCUUUUUAGCAGAUAUUGGGGACGAGGUAUGUGUAUGUGUCAGCUAAGUUGGGGGACUGAAAAUUUGCAGCAAGAAGUUGGUCAGUGUAUCUUAAGUUAUCUGUAUAUAUAUGUACUGAAGUAGAUAUUUGUAUCUGGUAUCUGCCCAUUUUUGUCUCCUUAAAUACCGAUUAUGAAGACCAUCGGGAUGUGUGCAAUGAUGUAUCAUAAUAUGUUGUCUGCAAAUGAGAUGAAGUAGAUACGGAGUAGUCUUUGGCCCUUGUUGGCUUACUUCUGAAAUAGGGAUUGUAUUUGAGGAAUCAUCAUAUGUAGCUCUUACAUUAAAAUCCCUUAUACCCUCCAUUGAUUCAGUAUAUUUUAUACAUAAA
Mercurialis annua (annual mercury) is the source of this 2989-nucleotide messenger RNA. RefSeq lists its product as uncharacterized. The coding region runs from base 79 to 2619 and encodes 846 amino acids. The record is from RefSeq and is a predicted model, not a curated record. NCBI's taxonomy places the organism in Eukaryota, Viridiplantae, Streptophyta, Magnoliopsida, Malpighiales, Euphorbiaceae. The transcript is spliced from 5 exons. Gene Ontology annotation, molecular function: DNA binding.